CUUUGCUCCGAGAGGUGUCUAUGGAGGGGAGGGAGCGCUGACUCGGAGGUUGCCGGGACUGGGGUGCUGUAAGAGCAACUAAGAGCCACAGGGAAGGAGAGGUGGCCCGACCCCCUGGCAGUCCCUCCCCUAGCCCUUCCUGCAGUACUGCUUCCCCCGGCCCAGGUCCCUCUGCGCUCAGCUCCCGCUCCCAGGCAGCUCCCGGGCUGCUGCCGAGGCCUCUGACAGGCGACUGCACUAUCCUCCUCUCCAGGAAGGGGGCUCCAGAGACUGCCCAGCGGGGAUUCGGACAGGGCCUUGGUAAUGUCCAGGGCUUCGGGAAGAGAUGUCCUUGUGGCUGGAGGCCCCUGUGCCUGAUGUUUCUCCUGACUCUGCAGCGGAGCUGUGGGAGUCAAAUGUGCAAGAUGCAAGCAGCGUGGCCCAGGGAGGCAGCAGCCGCAUCCUUAGGGAGGGAGCCAGGACACCCCAAUCUGCUGGGGGCACUUUGGGAGUGGGGCUGGAGGCAGCAGAGCCCACAGCCCUGCUCCCCGGGAUGGAGGCCCUUCCAGAGCCCACAGAGCUCCGUCCACAGAAGCGGAAGAAGGGGCCAGCCCCCAAGAUGCUGGGAGACGAGCUGUGCAGCGUCUGCGGGGACAAGGCCUCCGGCUUCCACUACAACGUGCUGAGCUGUGAGGGCUGCAAGGGGUUCUUCCGCCGCAGUGUCAUCAAGGGGGCGCACUACAUCUGCCACAGCGGCGGCCACUGCCCCAUGGACACCUACAUGCGUCGCAAGUGCCAGGAGUGUCGCCUUCGCAAAUGCCGCCAGGCUGGCAUGCGGGAGGAGUGUGUCUUGUCAGAAGAACAGAUCCGCCUGAAGAAACUGAAGCGGCAAGAAGAGGAACAGGCUCAGGCCACAUCUGUGCCCCCCCGAGCUCCCUCACCUCCCCAAGUCCUACCCCAGCUCAGCCCAGAGCAACGCGGCAUGAUCGAGAAGCUGGUGGCCGCCCAGCAGCAGUGUAACAGGCGCUCCUUCUCUGACCGCCUUCGAGUCACGCCUUGGCCCAUGGCCCCAGAUCCCCAGAGCCGGGAGGCCCGCCAGCAACGCUUUGCCCACUUCACUGAAUUGGCCAUCGUCUCCGUGCAGGAGAUAGUCGACUUUGCCAAGCAGCUACCUGGCUUCCUGCAGCUCAGCCGGGAGGACCAGAUCGCCCUGCUGAAGACCUCUGCGAUCGAGGUGAUGCUUCUGGAGACUUCUCGGAGGUACAACCCUGGGAGCGAAAGCAUCACCUUCCUCAAGGAUUUCAGUUAUAACCGGGAAGACUUUGCCAAAGCAGGGCUGCAGGUGGAGUUCAUCAACCCCAUCUUUGAGUUCUCCAGAUCUAUGAAUGAGCUGCAACUCAACGAUGCCGAGUUUGCUUUGCUCAUUGCCAUCAGCAUCUUCUCUGCAGACCGGCCCAAUGUGCAGGACCAGCUCCAGGUAGAGAGGCUGCAACACACCUAUGUGGAGGCCCUGCAUGCCUACGUCUCCAUCCACCACCCCCAGGCGAGACAGACUGAUGUUCCCACGGAUGCUGAUGAAGCUGGUGAGCCUCCGGACACUGAGCAGCGUCCACUCAGAGCAAGUGUUUGCACUGCGCCUGCAGGACAAAAAGCUUCCCCCGCUGCUCUCCGAGAUCUGGGAUGUGCACGAAUGACUGUUCCUCUCCCAUAGCUUCUGUUUCGUGGCCAGAGUGCCGAGGCCUGAUGGCUGCCUCCUGGAGGUGGAACAGACUGAGAAGGGCAAAGAGUCCUCAGAGCUGGGUGAAGGAGGUCCUCACAUGGCAUUAAAGGAGUCAAAGGGUUA
Tupaia belangeri chinensis (Chinese tree shrew) is the source of this 1822-nucleotide messenger RNA. RefSeq names its product nuclear receptor subfamily 1 group H member 3 (gene NR1H3). Gene Ontology annotation, biological process: positive regulation of transcription by RNA polymerase II; lipid metabolic process; cell differentiation. The transcript has 11 exons. Bases 326 to 1690 code for a protein of 454 amino acids. The record is from RefSeq and is a predicted model, not a curated record. Gene Ontology annotation, molecular function: RNA polymerase II cis-regulatory region sequence-specific DNA binding; nuclear receptor activity; zinc ion binding. NCBI's taxonomy places the organism in Eukaryota, Metazoa, Chordata, Mammalia, Scandentia, Tupaiidae. Gene Ontology annotation, cellular component: RNA polymerase II transcription regulator complex.